Messenger RNA from Dreissena polymorpha, 4282 nucleotides. RefSeq lists its product as uncharacterized. Bases 219 to 3902 code for a protein of 1227 amino acids. The transcript is spliced from 27 exons. Lineage: Eukaryota; Metazoa; Mollusca; Bivalvia; Myida; Dreissenidae. The record is from RefSeq and is a predicted model, not a curated record.
UGUUUGAUGGUACUUUCAGUUUUCGAAGACUGAAGACGAGAUGCUUAUAUAACUAUUUGUUUUUGCAUUUGAAUUAGAAGAAAAAAAUUAUAUGAGAAAUUUUAUUUACUUUUUUCGAUUUUUUUUUCGUGUUUCGUGCUCCUUAGGUUCAAUACCACUCUAAGGACAAAUAGGCAAUACUUGUUGGAACAAAACAUACUAAAGUGUUAAUAAACAAAAUGAAGUAUACAAUAUUGUGGACCGCAGUGUGUGUUUUCAUAUUGACUGAAGGGUUGGCGGUCUAUGCCCAAAGGUGCCCGCCUAUAGACUGCACCAUAGGAUGUGUAGAGAUGGACGAACACGGCUGUCCCGUCUGUAAAUGCGACCCCGGACCCGGCAUAGGUCGAAGAGAGGUCCGGGACAGACGUCAGCUGACAUUGCAAGCUGUAUCGAACAAUACCUCCACGACCGGAAGUGGCGGCAGUUUGUCGUCUUCAUCAUCAGUUGACAACAAUGGCGGUUGCCCCAAACUGCGCAGUGACUGCAACUUUGACUGCAUCACGAUAGGAGCUACCGGAUGUUUGGAGUGCACGUGCACCGGAAGUGGGUCGCCAACAUCCCUUUCCGGCGGCUCUUCUUUAACAGGUUCCGGUGCCGGUGGUCAGCCGUCUGGCGCGGCUUCAUCUCUGACAGGGGGCGCCACUCUUACUGGUUCCGGUACUACGUCCGGAAGUUCUCAGUCGCUUACAGGAGGCGCUACUCUGACAGGUUCCGGUUCUGCGUCCGGAAGUCCCCAAUCGCUCACAGGGGGAGCUACUCUGACAGGUUCCGGAACUGCAUCCGGAAGUCCUCAGUCGCUCACAGGGGGCGCUACUCUGACAGGUUCCGGAACUGCGUCCGGAAGUCCUCAGUCGCUCACAGGGGGCGCUACUCUGACAGGACCGGGCACUGGGGCUCAACCGAAUCCAAACAACACAUCUUCUUCCGGGAAUGGCGGGAGCUUGUCGUCUGCUGCAACAGGGGACAAUUCGGCUGGGUGUCCAAAACUCCCCAGCGACUGUAACUUGGACUGCCUUACCAUCGGCGCCGCCGGAUGUUUGGAGUGCACUUGCACCGGAAAUGCUGCGCCUUCCUCUCUGACCGGUGGCGCCACUUUAACUGGUUCCGGUUCUGCGACCGGAAGUGUUCAGUCGCUCACCGGCGGCGCUACACUGACGGGAUCUGGUUCCGGCGCUCAGAGUGGAAGCAAUAAUAGCUCUUCCGGCACUGGGUCUUCCUUGGAGAUGAUGACGUCAGCGAACUCCAUGGCGAACAACAACGGCUGUCCUGCAUUCUCCGCCGGAUGUACCGCAGAAUGCCUCGGUCUGGACGCGCAAGGCUGUCCAGUGUGUAACUGCCACCAUGCCGGUUCCGCGCCCUCCAGCGGUAUGACGUCAUCAUCAACAGACCACCAGAUGACGUCAGGUGCUUCCAGUAACGCGAACGGAUGUCCGACAUUCCUGGCCACCUGCCCCCAGGAAUGCGUUUCACUUGACGGUCACGGGUGUCCCGUCUGUAUUUGCAGCAACAGCAGCGGACAAACAAGUUCCUCACAAGUUCAAGGGUCAACCGGAAACAACAACGGAUGCCCGACGUUCCCUAGCAACUGUGGGUCAGACUGCGUCUCACUGGACGCCAUGGGAUGCCCCCUGUGCAGCUGCACCCAAGACGGCAACAACAGCGGUACCGGAAGUUCCGGUUCUCCUGCCACGGGAGCCAACCCCGACAACAACAACGGAUGUCCGGUUUUCUUACCCAGCUGUACCGCGGAGUGCACCACCACGAACGACCAGGGCUGCCCCAUUUGUCAGUGCCCUGGAGGCGGACCAAACACGGCGAAUGGAAAUAACUCAUCGGUAUCCGGUCAAGACUGCCCGGCACUCCUCCCCAACUGUAACACCGCCUGUCUUUACACGGCCGAUAAUGGAUGCGUCAUCUGCCUCGAGGCAUGCAAUGCCGAGAUGAUUGCAUCCAUGGGACCCAACGCCACCAUAUCCGGCGGGCCCACAGAACCUGGCACGGCGACAGCGGGAGGCAGCAGUUCCGGCUCCACUUCCGGUUCAUCAGGUGUUGUCACGUGUCCAGCCAUCGACAUCUUGUCCUGUCCCACGGAAUGCGCGAGUUUCGACGCAAAGGGCUGCCUUAUUUGCACUUGCACAGCGAACACGGGCAGUCAUGGCGGAAGCACCGGCGGUCACAACAUGAAUGGAUGUGACGCCUUCGACGCCUCCUGUCCGUCUGACUGCGUCUCCAUCGACUCCCACGGAUGUCUCUUCUGCACAUGCGCUAAAGGAAACAACACCAGUACAGGAGGUGGGACCGGUAGUGGAACCGGAAAUGGCGCCGGCACCGUCCAAUGCCCGGCAUUCGACGGGCUCCACUGCAACCCCACAUGUAUGAAACUGGACUCUCAGGGCUGUCUCAUUUGCGACUGCGGAACUUCAGCCGGCGGAUCCGGUACUACCGGCGGAUCCGUAGUCACUCAGGCGCCGGUAGUUCCCGGCGGUGUGAGCGGAGGAGCCUCUACCUACGCACCCAGCCUAGGCGAAGUCAACCAGACCGUCAGCGGUGGCGGCGGAAGCAGCGCCUCUUCCGGUAACAACAACAACGGAUGCCCGCCGUUCGAUACUUCCUGUAAAGCCGGAUGCGCAAGCCUGGACGCCAAUGGAUGCCUCACAUGUACAUGCUCAUCUCCAGCUGGAGGUUCUUCCGGUGGCACAUCGACCGGAACAGGCGGUAGCGGCAGUAACGGAAGCGGCUGUCCGGCGUUUGACGCCUCGUGUCCCUCUUCAUGCGUCACUAUGGACGCCAUGGGUUGUCUGGCCUGCACUUGCUCUGGAUCAACAAUGGCCCCCACCGCCGGUCAUCUAACGCUGGCUCCUCUGUUAGGACGUACAACCGCGGCUCCCAACGCCGGUAGUUCGCUUACCACCGCCGCUCCUUUCGUCCCAGGAGGGGGCGCUGCAACGACAUUCACCCCGGGUCUCGUUGGCCCUGGUCAGAGCGGAACCGGAAGUGGCUCGGGAUGUCCGACAUUCGACACGUCCUGUCCGUCAGGCUGUGCGACAAUUGAUUCAAACGGAUGCAUCGUGUGUAACUGUGGUUCAUCAGCCAGUGCGAGCACAAUGGCGCCCGGCCUCUCUAUAUCGACAGUGGCUCCAUCUCUUGGAGGAACCACGAGCGCCACUGGCACCGGAAAUAGCGGUAACUCGAACGGAUGUGCAACGUUUGACGCCUCGUGUCCUUCUUCGUGCGUCUCCAUGGACGCCAUGGGAUGUCUGACUUGCACAUGCUCAGGAAACUCGACGGGUGGAAGUGGCAACCAAAACCCGAACGGAAGUGGCGGCAUGGGAACCGGAAGUCAGCCAAGCACAUGCCCUCCCGUUGACGUCAUGUCUUGUACGCCGGAGUGCAUUCAGAUGGACAAGAACAAUUGUGUCUUCUGCGCUUGCACCAGCUCCACAAAGUCUCCCCCUGUCGUCACAACAACAGUAGCAGCAACAACAGUAGCACCAACAACAGUAGCGGCAACAACAACAACUGUAUCACCACGGGUUACCAGACCGACGGUGCCCAUGGUGACGCACACGUGCUCCAAGUUUGACGGCAGCUGUGAUUCUAAGUGCACCUACCUCGACCGCAACGGAUGUCUGCAGUGCUCUUGUCCAGCCACACAAACCCCAGUGCCCAUGACGACAAUUCCGCCGACAACAGCUCAACCUCUGGCCGUUCAGACAACAACGCUACCUGCACGCACGUGCCCGCCUAUUCGGUGUUUAUACCCAUGUGACAAAGUCGGUUUAGGGGCUGACAAUUGCCCCGUAUGCAAGUGCCAACCAUCUACUACAGCAGCUACUGCAGCAGCUACUACAGCUACCCCUUAAUAUGACAAUGCUACAUUAACCUCUGAUAAAAAUUGAAAAAGAAGAUCAAUGUCUAAUUUUGCAUUUGUUUUAUCUUAAUUUUCGCUAAGUACAAGUAAUAAACGUUCAAACGGAAAUGAUCACAUAUAACUAUUAUUUUUGUAUAUAAGCAAAAUAUGUUCAGUAUGUUAUCUGAAUUUUCUAUGAUAGCGUAUGUGUUAACGUUCCAAAAUAGAGGAAAUGUAAAAUCAAUUUUAACAUGGAAAUCUGAUUUUGUGGAUUAGUAGCAAUUAAUCGAUGAUACAUUUAAAAAGAUUGGAAGAUGUGUUGGUUGUAUUUAAUAGUUUUAUUAGAUACACAUGAAUAUGUAAUAUAAUAAAAUAAAUUCAUAUAACUUUUUA